CUCGCCUGGCGCCCAACUCAUCAAGUCAACUAGUAAUUCAGCAAAAACUACAGCAGCAACAUGAAGUUCUUGUGUGUGUUUGUCAUCCUGGCCAUCUUUAUGGUGGGCACUUGGGCAGCAGUUUCGGAGCCAGCUCAUGAAACCCUGGAACAUGAGCCGUCCGCCGUGGAUGAGAAGAAGACGGAGAAGAGGGGCAUCUAUGGAUUUGGCCACGGAUAUGGAGCCUACGGCGGAUACGGUGGUUACGGACAUGGACACUAUGGCGGCUAUGGAUUGGCCAGUCCCUAUUACGGUGGCUACGGAUACGUUCAUGCGGCGCCCUACUACGGCGGUCACCACGGUUACUAUCCGUAUCACCACGGCCACUACGGCUUCUAUUAGGAACACCACCUAUCCAUGAUCAUUAUCCACACAAUUUUUUUUCUCGAUCGCUUCAUGCUCAUCACUGCACUAUCAUACAUAUAUAUAUAUUUCUUUUCGUGAAACAUUCAGCACAGAAUAAAUGUCCAGCAAAUAGCUCAUGUCUUUGACUUUCACGGAGCUGGAAAGCCAUGAAAUGUAUAAAAAUAUAUAUGAUAUCUUAUGAAAUGUAGUACAAAACUCAUUUGAGAACUUUUUUUAAAGAACAAAUGAGUGGUUUUUCUGUCUGUAAACUAUGAAUAUAUAUAUAUGUAUUUGUAUCUAAUGGGCAUAAAUUAUCGAAAUAUAUAGUAACGCAUAAAUAA
Molecule: messenger RNA, 725 nt
Organism: Drosophila eugracilis
Lineage: Eukaryota; Metazoa; Arthropoda; Insecta; Diptera; Drosophilidae
Product: shematrin-like protein 1
Exons: 2
Coding region: 61-381 (106 amino acids)
Source: RefSeq, a predicted model, not a curated record